AUGGAACCAGAUCCGCCUGGUUUCUUACCUGCAGGCAGUGUUAAGGUGUGGUGGCUGCUCAGCCAGUCAGAGCCCACCAGCUGGACCCGUGAGUCAGGUCCUAUGGGGCCCUCAGGGGCCACUGUAGACGGCGGGAGGCUGGCUGCGAUUGGCUGCUUGCUGUGUAUAAAAGUGGUGGAGGUGAAGUCCUCAUUCUCACUUUUCCUCCUGAAGGUCUGCAGAUACCACAGACACAUUAUGGGUAAAGAAAAGAUUCACCUGAACAUCGUGGUCAUCGGCCAUGUGGAUUCUGGGAAAUCGACCACAACGGGUCAUCUGAUCUACAAACUGGGAGGAAUCGACAAGAGGACGCUGGAGAAGUACGAGAAGGAGGCGAAUGAAACGUUAAGGAGUUCUGUCACUCCACAGAUGCCGUGGUAUAAAGGAUGGAGUAUCUCAAGGUCUGAAGGGAAUUGUUCUGGAAAGACUCUGGUUGAUGCUCUGGACAGCAUCAUCCCUCCUGAACGACCCACAAAGCUUCCUCUGAGGAUCCCCCUGCAGGACGUCUACAAGAUUGGAGGUAUCGGGACGGUGCCGGUAGGUCGGGUAGAGACAGGGAUCCUGAAGCCUGGCAUGGUGGUGACCUUUGCCCCUCAGCAUCUGAGCUCAGAGGUGAAGACGGUGGAGAUGCACCAUAUGUCUAUGCCUGAGGCUCUGCCCGGAGACAACAUAGGCUUCAAUGUCAAAAACCUGUCCAUCAAAGAAAUUAGACGAGGGAACAUAGCUGGAGACAGUAAGAACAACCCCCCGUGUGGAGCUGCCUCCUUCAUUGCUCAGGUGAUUGUGUUGAACCACCCUGGGGAGAUCCACGCUGGUUACUCUCCGGUUACCGACUGUCACACUGCUCACAUCGCCUGUAAGUUCUCUGAGCUGCUGCAGAAGAUCGACCGGCGCAGCGGAAAGGUCAUAGAGGAAAACCCCAAAAUGAUUAAAAGUGGAGAUGCCUCCAUUGUCCUCAUGGUUCCCUCCAAACCCAUGGUGGUGGAGUCCUUCUCCGAGUUCCCCCCGCUGGGUCGGUUUGCGGUGCGCGACAUGAAGCAGACAGUGGCGGUCGGCGUCGUGAAGUCUGUCACAAAGGACGAGUCAAAGCUCACCAAGGUGGCAGGAAAGAAGAAGUGAUGUCAGUUCCUGUCAAGGAAACAAUAUCUCUAAACAAACAUCUGUGAACAAACAUCUGUAAACAAACAUCAUAAACAUCUGCAAACAUCAAUAAACGAUAACUCAAACUAACUUGAAAUGUUUCUAUGAAACCUAUAUCCUCAGAUAUGUUUCCAUAGAGAUUUUGGGGAGUGACACUACAGUGGGACAAUCUUCUGUGUGAGCUUUGUCCAUUCCCCACCUCAAAGGGAAUAUAUGAAUUAGUCUAAGACCUCAUGCAAAAACAUUUGACAUAUAAACAAAGACAUAAAUACUCUAAACACCAGCUGAUGUGUGGGGAAGAAGUUAGGCAGCAAAGCAGAUACAAAUAUUUACUGAUGCAUUAAGAGGAGCAGGAGCUCAUGAGCUUUGGUGCGGUCAAGAUCUCCUUCUUGUGCAGCCUGACAUAAUGUGGGUAGGCAGAGAAUGACCAGCAACACAAGGAUUUUA
Molecule: messenger RNA, 1626 nt
Organism: Morone saxatilis (striped sea-bass)
Lineage: Eukaryota; Metazoa; Chordata; Actinopteri; Moronidae
Product: elongation factor 1-alpha, oocyte form-like
Exons: 7
Coding region: 1-1158 (385 amino acids)
Molecular function (GO): GTP binding; GTPase activity
Source: RefSeq, a predicted model, not a curated record